UGGCAAUGCUCUGUUCCUCAUCGUUAUUUUGGGCAUCGGAGGAAGCUUUCAGGCUGGUUACCACAUCACCGGGCUGAGCUCCCCGUCCCCGUACAUUCAGCGCUUCAUCAACAGCACCUGGUGUGACAGGCAUGGCAUGCCUCCAACUCCUCAGACGGUCACCAUGAUCUGGUCUCUCAUUGUCUCCUUGUUUGCUGUUGGGGGACUACUUGGUGCUGUUAGUGUCAAAUUCAUCUCAGGCAGACUAGGAAAAAAAAGAGCGAGUAUCUGCAACAGCUUUCUUUCUGUUGUUGGAGCUGGGAUCAUGCUGACAAGCAAGUGGGCCAAAUCUUAUGAAAUGAUUAUUGUGGCAAGGAUCCUGUAUGGGUACUCAGCAGGUUUGGGAUCGAGCCUCCAUUUGAUGUAUCUUGGGGAGAUUUCACCCAGAAAGCUAAGAGGCAUAGUGACUCUAACCUCAGCCACAUUCUUGUCCCUUGGUAAACUCUUUGGACAGUUUUGUGGAUUAAGUGAGAUCCUUGGUCGCGAGGACCUGUGGAACAUCGUCCUCUGUGUCCCUGCAUGUUUUUCAGUGCUGCAGAUUAUCGUGCUGCCUUUUCUUCCCGAGGCUCCCAGAUAUUUAUUCAUAGAAAAGGGUGAUGAUAAGGCAUGUAAAAGAGCCCUCCAGAGUCUGUGGGGUAAAGGUGACUACAAACAGGAGAUGGAUGAGAUGCUUACUGAACAGCUGGCCAUUGAAGCUGCCCCACCAAAGAGCCCUCUGCAGCUGCUUAGGGACAGGACUGUUCGAUGGCAACUUAUCACCAUGCUCACCAUCUAUGGUUGUAACCAACUGUCAGGCAUGCCUGUGAUCAGUACCUUCUCUUUUGACAUUUUCCUGGAGACAGGUAUUCCAAAAGACAAGAUUCGCUACGUCACUCUCGGUCUUGGAAUUUGUGAAAUCGUCACCUCCAUCUCCUGUGGUCUUCUGAUUGAGCACACAGGGCGGAGGCCGUUGUUCUGGGGUGGGUAUGGUGUCAUGUCUGCAAGCUGGGUGUUGGUUACCAUCACUCUUAACCUGAAGGAUUUGUACGACUGGCUUUCAUACGUUACUCUUACUUUGAUCAUCCUCUAUAUCAUCUUCUUCUGUGGAGGACCUGGACCAGCUGCAGCUACAAUCAACAGCGAGCUCUUCAUCCAGUCUAAUCGACUGGCAGCUUUUGUCCUCAUGGGGCUGCAGCGAUGGUUCAUGUUUGCAACGCUGGGCCUAAUCUUUCCAUUCCUCAUUAAUGCCCUCGGGUCGUACCUCUUUUUGCUGUUUGCCAGUGUAUGUCUGUUUGGAAGUAUUUAUACCUUUUUACUUCUGCCUGAGACUAAAGGCAAAACUCUGCUGGAGAUCUCUGAGGAGUUUAGAGCCAUUACUGUCUGUGGGAAAUCCUUCGUAGAGGAAGACAGAGUAGAGACCAGGUUAUGAGGCAGAGUCGACACAGCUAGGCUGUAGCAAAGAGAACAAGCAACUGUUCAAAUGUCUGAAAACUCCAAAUGAAACAGCAGUUUUCUCUUUUUCAGCUGGGAUCUUUGAAAGGAAUGGAAAAUUUCUAUUCUAAGAAUUUCCGUGCACCUGAAGCUGUGAUUAAGAUAACUAUAAAGCUAAUGAUUUUACUAAUAUUUUUCAAUGGUCUGCAGUUUUUAUAUAACAUUACAAAAAGAAGCAGUUCCAGAUGAGUGCAGUUGUACCAUCACACAGGAGGUUACCUGCGCUGGUACAGCUGCAAAGUGUUUGUCACACAGAGGUCAGAAGAUUCCUUCCUCCUGCUUUUGAGCAAUAAAUCAUCCACUGCUCCCUCUGGUCUCCUUUGGACUCUGCAGUCUGUUACUGGACGACUGAAGGGAGUGAAAUUAACUGAAUCUGUUCCGCAAGAUCUCACAACAUCACAACACUGCCUUUUUUCUAUUAUGCUCGCUUUCCUCAUGACCUAAUGAUGGAGCUCACAGAGGACCAUGUCUGGAAGCCUGACAGGACACAGACCAGGCCCUUUCAGAGGGACCUUUGAAGACGGGUCAUACUCACACAACUGUUUUCUUUUGCUGUUGACAUGAUACCACAUCCUCAAAGCAAGACUGUGAGAGUGCAAAGGAGCAGCUACAACGGACAGUCAGUUAUGUUUUGUAUAAAGGUGCAGCCAUUUGAAUAAAAACUGAUCUAUUAAUGUCAGUUAUGCAGUAAAACUGAGUUUGCACACAUUAUGCAACAUCUGCUGUAAGUUACUGGUCACAUCAGACAAACUAAAUCUGCUGCUCAGUUUCUUUUUUUUAAUUUACAAAACAGAUUAUUUUCUUCUGUUUCUCCUUGGACUAUUGUGUUUCACGUGUUAUUUGCAUGUUCAUAUAGUCUGUAUCAGCUGAGGUUUGCAUAAUUUGCUGUAAUGAGGAGGAAGGAGCACAAAAAAUGCCAAGUCCUGGUCUGUGAGUCCACUUCACUGCCAUUUAGUCUUAGGAUUUAACUUACUGACUAAUCUUUGAAGGUGUCCUCUGUCUUAUCUCUACCUAGCAGCUGCCAGUAGCCACUGGUCCCCAUUAGCUGCUAAAACACUCUUCUCAGUCUCACUCUCGGGGGAUUUGAGCUACGUGUGAUUGGCAGUCUGUUCUGAUCAUAUUGUACUGAUAUCCUGCUGUGCCUGAAAUCCCAGAAGGAUUAAGCAAACAAUUAAAUGGUGGGGAAAGUGGAAAAUCCUACCGUUUUAAGACUGGGCAUGUCUCUGUAUCCUGGGCUUUUAUAAGAAG
Messenger RNA from Melanotaenia boesemani (Boeseman's rainbowfish), 2757 nucleotides. It is a transcript of the gene slc2a9l1, whose product is annotated as solute carrier family 2 member 9, like 1. The transcript is spliced from 11 exons. Gene Ontology annotation, biological process: monosaccharide transmembrane transport. The coding region runs from base 137 to 1447 and encodes 436 amino acids. Gene Ontology annotation, cellular component: membrane. The record is from RefSeq and is a predicted model, not a curated record. Gene Ontology annotation, molecular function: hexose transmembrane transporter activity. NCBI's taxonomy places the organism in Eukaryota, Metazoa, Chordata, Actinopteri, Atheriniformes, Melanotaeniidae.